Molecule: messenger RNA, 4779 nt
Organism: Brienomyrus brachyistius
Lineage: Eukaryota; Metazoa; Chordata; Actinopteri; Osteoglossiformes; Mormyridae
Gene: cdh5
Product: cadherin 5
Exons: 13
Coding region: 313-2589 (758 amino acids)
Biological process (GO): homophilic cell-cell adhesion; multicellular organism development; regulation of establishment of cell polarity
Cellular component (GO): bicellular tight junction; plasma membrane; adherens junction
Molecular function (GO): calcium ion binding; cadherin binding
Source: RefSeq, a predicted model, not a curated record
UCGGACGAAGCCGUGAAUACUGACGGGUGGCAGCUAUAAAGGACAGAGCACUUGCAGAGCCCACGACCGAGUGAGACAAUAACAGGAAAACCACCCGGGAGGGAGAAGCCAGACUCACCCUGGGCAGCUUUACAAGUCUUGACUCUAUUGGUCUGAGCUUAAACAGGUUCACAGCUGUACGUGCCGCCCUGCGUUCCUCACGCACACACCGGCGCACGGACCAACCUAAAACGGCACUGCUUCUUGGGUGGCUGAGGACUGGAACAAGGGAGGUGACCCAAAAAAUAUCACCUUCGGAAUCUUUCACACCACAUGGGACCAUCUGCCCGGGGCCUGAUAAUGCUGCCAAUGACAUGUCUGCUGCUCUUCGGACUGACACUCAGCCUGGCCUCUCCUGGCGCCAAGAGUGAGACCUCCUCCCUGUCACUGCAGAGACAUAAGCGACACUGGGUGUGGAAUUCUUUCUAUGUGCAGGAGGAAAGAGACCCCCCUUAUCAUUUUAUGAAGCUACAUUCAAAUAAAUCUAAUAUCUACACAAUAUAUAAAAUUGAUGGAGAUGGUGCGGGCAAAAUCUUCACGGUUGAUCCAUCUGGAGAUGUAUACGCCCAGGAGAAGCUUGAUCGUGAGAAAAAAAGCUCAUAUAGACUCAAAGCCAGACUUAUUGAUACUAGAACCAAUCAGCAAGUGGAUAAUGAAGAAGAAUUUGACAUCAAUGUCUCCGACUUAAAUGAUAACAACCCAGUGUUUCUACAAGACUUCAAAGGAUCGGUUGUGGAGAGAUCCCCAAAAGGAACCCUGGUGAUGACAGUGACUGCCACUGAUUACGAUGACCCAACAACUCCAAAUGGGAACCUUGAAUAUAAGUUAUUAAAUGGGACGGAUUUAUUCACCAUUGACGAAGGAGGUAACAUUAGAACCAGAAUCGACUACCUAGACCGUGAAAAACAGAGCAUGUACAAGAUUUCUGUCCAAGCCAAAGACAUGCCCGGCAUGAACUCUGGAAACAUUAACAGCACCACAGUGACAAUCAACGUGCUCGACAUCAAUGACAAUAUGGCAGUCUUCAAGAAAUCGAUAUAUUCGUUUAACGUUAAAGAAGAUGCAAAGCAAAAUUCCAAAAUUGGAAUCAUGGAACUAGAAGACAGAGAUGAAGAGCAGAAUAAAGACCCAAGCUUCACCGUUCUUGAAUUCCCUCAGGUGUUUAUGGUAGUUAAAAACCCCAUGAAAGACGGACUCCUCACUUUGAUGCAGGAACUUGAUUAUGAAAAAAAAGAUACAUACAACUUCGUAAUAGAAGUAAAAGAAAGUGGCAUCAGAGAACCAGCUGACAACCGACAUGAGAAUCUCAUUAAGAGGGCUGAGGUGAUGAUCAAUGUGAUCGACAUUGAUGAGCCGCCGCUGUUCACCGAGCCAAUCUACAACUUCAGCAUCAAGGAACACAGUCCCAUCAAAACCCUGGUCGGAAAGGUUUCAGCCAAAGACCCUGAUAGAGCCAACUUCGCCAUACAAUAUCACAUAGAUGACCAAAACUGUCCUAUUGCCAUCGAUCCUACCACCGGUGUAAUGACGGUUGCAAAAGAUCUGGACAGAGAGCUUGUUGAUCAACUCGAGUUCACUGUUACUGCUGUGGAGGCAAAUCCAAAAGGACUUAAAUCCCAGGCACUGGUAAAGGUUUUUGUGCUGGAUAUCAAUGAUAAUAACCCACAGCUAACUGCGGAAGGAAUGAUUUUUGCAUGUGAGGCUGACCCACCCGGAACAAUAAUAGGAAGAGUGAAAGCAACAGACAGAGAUGAACAUAAGGAAGUAUUCACUAUCCGGUUAGCAAAACCAAGUUACAACUUCACACUCACCGAUAACAAGGACAACACUGCCAACAUUACUGUGCGUCAUGGAGACUUCAACCAGGAUGACCCGCUGUACCAUCUGGUGGUGGAGGUGGUGGACAGCGGCUACCCGACCCGUAGCAGCACCACCACCAUCGAUAUCCCUGUGUGUAGCUGUGACUCCAACAGGAAGAAUUACUACUGCAAAGCGGCUCCGACCGCAAGUAACGCCAGCUUCCACGCACUUAUCGCCAUCAUCCUGUGCAUCCUCACUAUUCUCGUGAUUGUGAUCCUCUUCAUCCUGAGAAAACGUUGGCAGAAAAAAGCCGCGGUGAUCCUGGGCAAGAACGGAGAGAUUCACGAGCAGCUGGUGUCAUACGACGAGGAAGGUGGCGGCGAGAUGGACACCAACGGCUACGACGUCUCCAUCUUGAAUUCGGCGCGGAACGACGGCGCCGUGCUGCCUCCGCCUCCUGGCGUUUACGCCGCCGUCAAUAAACCGCCGGCGGUCAGGAGAGACAUGGCCACGAUGAUCGAGGUAAAGAAGGACGAGGCAGACCACGAGCGGGAUGGCGGCCCCUACGACACCCUCCAUAUUUACGGAUACGAGGGGCCCGAGUCGCUGGUCGGCAGCUUCAGCUCUCUGGAGAGCCGCUCUGACGACGCCAGCCUGGACUACGACAUCCUCAAUGACUGGGGUCCGCGCUUCAAGACACUGGCCGAGCUGUACGGAAUAGAACCUUCUGAAAAUCAAUACACGUACUGACUACAGCAGUAACUGUGAGGCUUUUUCUUUUCUUUUUUUUUUAAGAAAAAGUCAUUUCUAAUCAGUUUUCAGUUAAAGAAACAAAGCUUCACCACACCUGCCAGGAUAAAAUGCAGAAUGACACCAAAAUCACUAUGGAUCUCCCUGUCAACAGUGUGCCAAGUUUAAAUUAUGUGCUUAUCUCUGUCAUUUACUCCCAUAUCUUAAUUUUUUUAAUUCAAUUUUCAGUAUUCUCUUUGAUUUAAUGAUUUCUAUAAUUGUUCAAUGGAGAUCGUCCUGAAUUCUCACUGUCAGUAAAAUAAGCGAGAUAUUGGAUCUAUCAGUCAUUAGUUGUAAAAAAAACCCUUUUGGUUUUUCAUGAACUUAUGGGGGAAAAAAGCAGAAAAAUGUGAAUCUUGUGUGGGUUUAACAGACUUUUAAACGUUUUUUAUUUAUACCAGUAAAUGGUGGCAAAAUUAUACACACACAAUCACAUGUAAUUAAAAAGGACGGCCGCAUUUCCAGCAAACACAGAAAUCUGCAUGAAAUCAUGUUGCCUCCACCCUCAUAUUAAGUCAUUCUCAGUGGCCAUUUGCUUGUCUGGCGUUUGUCAUGAGCAGGUUGACCACAGUUUUGUCCGGAAACGCAUACAAUAGCCAUGGGAGCUUGGCAGGAAGCAUUGAACGCAGUGGAGUUGAAAGAUUUGUGGUCAAUUCCAGCUUUCUUUGAAAAAGCUCAUCAACAGUUUGGUUCUGAAGGACAAAAAAAAUUGUCUCUGAGGACCAUCAAACAAGAUUUUAAUAACUGUCACAGGAAGCAUUGACGGGAAAAAAAAGGUCUGUCGAGGACAGAAAUACAGUCUGAAUAACUUUAACCUUUACUCCGAGUGUUGAGAUCCAGCAAACCAUCGUUUUAUACACAAAGUGAAUGGAAUAAGGAAUUUAGCAAUAGUGGGGCACAGCAUUUUGUUUAUAUAUCGUCUACAUUUUGGAGGAAAAAAAAAAACAUUUUGUCUUUGAUCUAUAUAUUUUCUUUUAUUCUUUCGGGUUUAUUCUCUUGUUAGUUUUAUUUUAUUUUAUAUUGUAGUCUUUCACUACUUGGCGGUGUAAACCAUAGAUACAAUUUGUGGAAGCUUUGCCAUUCUGGUUGUAUACAGCGAGGCCCCGGGUCCCAUCCUCUCCAGCACGGAGCCUGAUUCGAAAAACACAAACAAAACACUGGAAUCAGCUUCCUGCAUAUAUGUGUUAGGAAGCCUGCUUCCUGCCCCGUUAUCUUUCGAGUCUGACACAUUGUAGCUAUUUUCCUGUUUUCUCCCUGGGAAAAAAAUUAAAAAGCAGUGUGAUAAAGUGUAACGCAAAAAACAUUCAACCACCAGCCCCUUGUUGUUAUAAAUAUAAAUGUAACAAAUAUGCUUAAUAUAAAUGUUUAAGCCCAACCAAGUUAAAAUUGUUUUUCAAGGACGCAAUAGAAUGGGUUGUUUGGUUUAAAAUCUUAAUUAAAGCUGAAUUUGCAGUGUUUCAUUGAUCAAAUAAAUAUGUUAUGUACUGACGUAAUUCUGUGACUGAUAGAAAGAAUUUGGUGUGUUCCUGUUACCGUGAUGCAAAUGCAGUGUUAAGUUUCCAGUGCAUAUAAAUAAACACAUCACACUCAGGCCGAUCUUUAAAUGAUGGAUUUGGGCAAUUCAUGUACCUCACGUCUUAAAUGAAAACUACUGAUUACUGAUACCCUCUGAAAGUAUGCCACCGCUUACAACCACAGCAGCCCCAGUGAAUUAUGGGUGUCGCUCAUCCAGGAAAUGGUGCAUACUGAGGAUUAUCAGCCGCCUCACUGCACGUAGACGCCGUGCCUGUGUGUCUGCUGUAUGUACUGUAAUUGCCCAUCUUUUCAGAAUACUUGACUGUACGUAUGUGUUCUCAUAUAUUUCCCCUGAGUCUCACCAAGAGAACUUUACCACCCGGUGUGUUGUGCGUGCUUAUGUAAGGAAGUGUCCCUUUCUUGUGAUCCUCAUGAAGAUUGUGUAACUUGGAAGAACAGCUUCCAAAAUCACUGUGUUUCACUGCUUCGUAAGAGCGAGAAAUGUGUGCCUUCUGUUAAAAUGACACCAUAAAUAUUUUUUGUAAUGUUUGCAUUGUGUAAAACUAGUUAAUUUUGAACUGUAAUUUUAUAUGAAUACAGUAUCGUUUCUAAAUAAACUUUACGGCUAAGUGAAAA